UCUUCUUUUCUCCGUCGCUCCUUCGCCUCCGCCAUGGCGGCGCUGGCCCGCAAGGCCGCGGACUACCUGCGCAGCAAGGACUUCAGGGACUACCUCAUGAGUACGCACUUCUGGGGGCCAGUAGCCAACUGGGGACUCCCUAUUGCUGCUAUUAAUGAUAUGAAGAAAUCACCAGAGAUCAUCAGUGGUCGAAUGACCUUUGCCCUCUGCUGUUACUCGUUGACUUUCAUGCGGUUUGCAUAUAAGGUGCAGCCAAGGAACUGGUUGCUGUUUGCUUGUCACUUUACCAAUGAAGGCGCACAACUUAUCCAAGGAGGACGAUUAAUUAAAUUCAACAUGGAAAAGAAGAACUGAGUGCCUGUUUAACAGGGGGAAAUGGAAAAGGUGCUCCACAGAUUACAAUCAAUGAAUGUUUUUGCCAUCCACAGUUGCUGUGUCCAAUAUUUUUGCAUCACCAUUUCAUUAAAAUUCAUGGCAACGUUCAAUGUCAUCCCAUCCCUGAAUUUUGUAGCCUGCCUUUUAAAAAGAACCCCAGCAGUUUGAAACAUUGCAUCAAACAUCUUGCCUUACAAAUACUGCAUUUUUAUAUUUAUUUAUUUAUGAAAUUGUUCAGCAUACACACAUAACAACUUUUCAGGAGGAUAAGAAUUGUUCACAAGCUGCAACAAACAAGGCUGUGAACCAAAUUGUGCAUUUUGAUUUUAAGAAUUUAACAAUGGGUAUUUGGCAGCCUGGCACACAUGUACUCAAGAAUGGUGGUUCUGUCUCCUUAAGUGCAUUCUAGUUGCCAUAAAAUAGAGCUUGUGUUCAGAAGCACCCAUUCCUGACUGUUUUUAUAAUUAAAUUGUAUUAUCAGGCUCUACUAUCAGCAGUACAAUGUUGACUGAAAAAUAGUAGUUGCUGACUGACUGCUGACUGAUUUGAAUGUUGUAUCUGUGCUCUUCCAUAUAUUCAGGUCUUAACUCCAUCCCCACCCCCAAUAAAUAAACUGAAGGGGGAAAACAGAAGUUCAUUACAGUUUAUGGGCUGAUUCAGACAAAAUCUGAGAGUGGCACAGGCUACAUGUAGGUGGAAAGUAGAAUUUUUAUAGGAUUAUCUGUCCUGCCAAAGACCUGCUAGACAUCCACACUGCAGAAGUAAUGUUUGCGUGGAGCCUGAAUUGCAAAUUCCAGCAUUUUAGGUUUGAAACGUGGGAUAAUUUCCAGGGUCUUGUGUACCAUAUUGUUUGGACCUAUGUACCAGAGGAGUUUCACAUGUGGAUUGUUUGUAAAUGUUACAUCCAGUGCUUGGAUAUCCAGUUGUCUGUGGUCAGGUUUGCCUAGUGAACAAAAUUUGUGUACUUCUACAUCUCUAUUGUAUGUAGACUGCACCCCUAAGAGCUGAAGUAUCCCACUUGUUGCAAGUAUGCUGAAUGUUGUGGAUAGUCAAGUUGUCUCUGUGUCCUAAUUCCAUUUUAUUUGUCCCAUGAAGCUAUUACUAGAAACUUUUAAAUGUUAUUUAAUACAAAACUUAACUGCAGACUUAAAUGAAGGCUUUUAAGAGUGUUGAAGGAUACUCCGGACUACCAGAAUCAUAAAUUUCAGCACAAUGUUCUAGUUACUUCCUCCUAUAGCACUUAUGACUUUUAUCAACAAUUGUAAAGUACCAUGUACUGAGGACAUUGAACAGUUUUCUUUUUAGUUCAACAACUUUGGGGGCAGUAAACUUUCUCAGCAGGUGAAGGAGUUACAAUAUGAAAUUAAUUAAACUAAUGGCAAUAAACUGUUUUGAGAAAAUUUUGUACUAACGGUUUUUCAGCUAUGUUAAUAAAAAUGGUACUGUACUUGCA
This is a messenger RNA of Podarcis muralis (Common wall lizard), 1828 nucleotides long. It is a transcript of the gene MPC1, whose product is annotated as mitochondrial pyruvate carrier 1. Gene Ontology annotation, biological process: pyruvate import into mitochondria. NCBI's taxonomy places the organism in Eukaryota, Metazoa, Chordata, Lepidosauria, Squamata, Lacertidae. The record is from RefSeq and is a predicted model, not a curated record. Gene Ontology annotation, cellular component: mitochondrial inner membrane.